Molecule: messenger RNA, 5291 nt
Organism: Fusarium odoratissimum NRRL 54006
Lineage: Eukaryota; Fungi; Ascomycota; Sordariomycetes; Hypocreales; Nectriaceae
Exons: 2
Coding region: 797-1186 (129 amino acids)
Source: RefSeq, a predicted model, not a curated record
UGAAAGCUCGCCAUGAUCGACUCUCGUUGUGCUUAGCAAUUGUCUUCAAAGCAGUCCCCGCACAGCAAUUUUGGGGCAAGAUUGACAAUAUGGUCGAUUUUAUGGCCGAUGCUCGUCGCCCAAGUGGAUCCAACCCCAGACGAUGUUGCUCUAUACAGCCUCUCAUAUGAUAUACCGUAAUUUUCAGGUGAAGAAAAGUCCCGAGUUGGAGUUGUAGUCUAACCGCUCUACUGGGCCUCGUCCCCUCGGUAAGAGUCUUGGAUCAUGGGGCUGUCACGUUGACGAUGAUCAUCACGAUCAGUCCUGAAUUUACAGCCUUGGAUGCUCUCCACCACAUACUUGAUCCUAUUUACAGUGAAAUCAUUGCUACCAUGAACAAAUAUUCCGAGCUUCGGUCUCCGACGUCGCACCGAUACUCGAAAUUUGGUUUCCAGUUUGACAAAUGAGAAUGGUUGUCACUCAACUAAAAACUACCCUGGAGCAUUGGAUACAACCUCCGAACUUUGUCGGUUCGUGGUGUUACACUCAAAGAAGAACGGUCAAGGAACAGUUUAUAUUGCACGACACAGCGUAUGAUUGAUGUAAUUGCUGUCAUACGAUGUUUGGAGUACUGCUGACCAUUCUAUGAGAAGUAGGAGCGUACCUUGGUUGCAAUAUGACGAUGACUGCGAAUUCAAGUGUCCAUUGUCACAGGGCGUACGCAAAAGGAUGCUUUCGAGUCAGUCAAUCUGACGAUCGCUACUCCGAUUACCACCAGGACCGAUUGGCGAUGACUCUAUAUUGAUCUGCAGGUGUCAUGAUCAUCCAAUCCAUUUACCUGUCACCGACUCCCUUACAAUCUCCAGAAGCUACACCACUCACUGCACUGUUGAGCACCAUUAUCAACACCAGGAUCAAGGUUCUACGGAGGAACGCACCGGCCAGUGUAACUCUUCAAUGCUACAUCGCUACUGUAAGACCGCCAGGGCCAUGUGCAAAAUGGCAAGGUGCAAGGAUUCUGUGCUAUGCCAUACCGUACGUAUAUUUAUUCCUUUUUGCGACUGACUGUUGUGUCUCCACGUGGGGUAUCUUUACCAAACACGCAAGGGAGACGCGCGGACCGUUCCACUGUCAAGACAUUCAACGGUCUCGCAGUUGGACAAUGCACGCUAGGUCCUGUCUCCAUGCAGUUGCUGCCAUGACAUGACGGACUCUUGCGGUGUAGGAAUCAUGAUCCGAAAGUAAUCCCGCGCCUGUACGCGUCAAGCGCGUUUUUUUCGGGUAAGAGAUGAGACAUUGUUGGACUAACAGGCAACUAUUGAGCUCAUUGGCGCAUGCUAGGUCGGGUUCCUGCAUUGAUGUGUGGAUGCAGGGGAGUUGUCACUUUCUCAAUGCCACCCUGUGCAUGUGAAGUUUGAACUGAGGGAAUAUGAUAUGAUGUGACUCUGAUGGCCGAGGAGAGGGAUCGACAGAGAGGCCAGAGUCAAGCAGAUCAGAGGGAAAAUGAGGUGACAUUUCCCCAUGAGUUUGAUAAACUGGGGAACAUGGGAAAAGGUGGGAAUGGCCUCAAGCAAGAGAGGAGUUCCCUGCAUCACAUCGCAUUGCGUCGUAUCCGGAUCCUUGGCAGUUGGAGACAGAGAAAAGCUGGAUACCCCACCUCAGAUCUUUUCCUUUACUGAUGCUGAGAAUCCUGAUGCGAAUUCCGAGUCAGCUUGGGUACUGGUUCUUCAGUGAUCAGCCAGGAUAUCCCAACUCUCGUCUGUUUCAGCAGCAGCAUCACGUCAUCUGACACAUGGGGAAAGAUAUCGACUGCCGUGCGAUUCAAACACUGGAAGCAUCAUCCUUGAAGGCGAGUCAAACCAGUUCAGUUGACUUUGGAGCUUGUAAUGUCAUGUCAUGUCAUGUCACAAGCGUAAUGCUCGAUCGAGACAUGUACAUGUGCCUGUCUACUCGAUACGAUGCUCCGCCAGUUGCAUUACGUGUGCUCUGUUGUGCCUCGAUUACAUACAGCAAUUGCGCCUCUCCGGUGUGGAGAUGAGGCAUAUGCAUGACUGAUGGAAUAUCAUGUAAGCUGCAGUAAUGGGAGGCAAAAAGUGAUGAGGCCCUAUAGGCUGUACGUCCAUCACAUCGCACUGCAGAGUAUAGCACAGCGGUUAUUGAUUGACCAUAUCAUAUCACACACAGGUUGACUUGCAUUCUGUGCUAACUGCAGCCAGGUUUAGUCCGUCAUUUCAGCUAAGCCAUGAGAUUGAGAUAGUCUUCAGGCUAUUGUAUUGAUAGGGCACAUCUCACAUAACAACAACCAAAAGUGCAAAUAUUUGUUAUCUGUCACAAUCGCCUCGAGGCCCCGUUUCUUGGCUUCGUAUGCUUACUUUACAAUGGAUCGCUGGGUCAGUCGUCCCCUUGAUUGAUUGGUGCGACUCCGAAUUUCCAGCAGAAGAGAGAGACAUGCCGGCGCUAGAAACGCCUCAUCCUGACCGUUGCAGCACCCCGGACGCAACACGGCCCUACUCAACUUGGAGGAGGCAUCUGAAUUGAGGCACCGAAAGUAAGGCGAGACGAGAGACAAGAUGAAAUGAGACAACAAAUCCAUUGAAUUUGAGCAUCAAUGCCUCGGCAGAUGAGUAUUGGAGUCGAUGACUGACUCGCUGAACAGAAUAGCGUUGUAACAACAACGACUACGCAACACGUGCUUGACAAGUGAAGGAUAUCAGAUGCGACAUGAAUUGAUUCUCGACUGUGAUCCUCUUCAACUCUAACAAACUUGGUUGACCGAACGUCAACUCACAAGAGCUCUUUGGCGAUCUGUGCCAUCCCCGCCUUGGUUCUCAUUCAACUCAAAAGCGCCGAGCGCGGCCAGCCUUGUCCCUGUCCUCAUCCUCAAAUCCUACGGUAGCUUCACUUCAGUUGCUUUUUUGCCUUUGCCUUUGCCUUUGCGGGCCUGUCAAAGUAGGCGGGAAUCUAGCCGUUCAAUCCGGACCAAUUCCAGCCAGAGGCCGUACCAUCUUGGGCAUAGCUUCUUCGGCUCACCAACUACAACCGUCUCGACCGCUUCCCCAUUUAUGUUACCUUGCCGUGACGAGGAUUAUUUUAUAAUGGACAGGGUAGGGAUACGAUAACUGUUGCCUGGUAAAUUACACCACACACGCCACACCCCGCCUGUUACAUGAUGAUCGACUUGAUGAAGCUCUCGAAUUGGGAACGCUGAGGUUACAGUAGGAUAGAUCGCUCAAAUAGGGCCACUUAGUGCUAUAACGCGGGACAGAUUGGGUUCAUUGGGCUCGAAAGAGGACCCUGAACAUCAAAGACCUUUUGCUUUUUACCGGUAGCAAUGGUAACGCAGCAGUGCUAACGGAUAAGCCCUUUCUGCAUUAGACAUGCAUAGACCAUGAGAGACGGAACACCACUUUGAGACGGUCUGAGACAUUGUUUGAAUUGUUCAGACAACGAAUUGGAGCUUAACUUCGGCAAAGGAUAUGACCGAAGAUUGACGAAAGAGAACGGUUUCAAGUUCAGUCACGACGAUGACGAUUCUAGCUUGACAAGAACCGAACAACAGACGAGAUGAGAGAACCCUCAUGGCUCAAGUAAAGCCAAGCUAGACUCACUCGAGAUUUCGGGUAGCCAAGCCUGUGGCACCAAGCAACGAGCCAAGCAUGGGAGCCUCGUCUCGUCACCGUGUUGUCGGGAUCAACCAAUUCACCAAGCGAAAGGAAGGGAGAAAAGAUGAGAUAUCACAUCGUACACACCCUCCCCUCACCUCGGAACCGGAUCCAACAGUACCCAGGGAUCAACGGCGUCCCCGUGAUACCGAUACCACGAAACUGCCCAUGUUAUCCCCUCUGUAACUUAAAACAUGGUUACAUUGUUGGUGGUACAAUUCUGAUGAGCCUAUCUCAUCUUUUGGUGAGCAAUUGUAUCUGUAUCAGCUUCACCAAAUUCCCCAGUCCAUUGCAUUAGUGAGGCCUGCGGAUACAAGGAAGGGCCUUUUUUCAUCUGUCCCGUCCACGUGGUUACAUACCCUUGUCUCUUGUCAAGAGGCUUAGUGCGACACUUCUGAACUCUCGCCUGCGGCGGGACGAGCGGACUUGAUUGUUUUGUGGUUUGUGCUAUGGAAUUAGUCUGGCUUUACGGUGACUCGACGUGUUUCAAGACAGAUGAGUUAACUGUUUGAACAAUUGAGAAUCCGGUUUGACAAGAGUCGCAGCUAAGAACUAACUCUGUCAUAAGACGUAAUUCAGCUGCCAGAUAGACUAGGCCUCGGCAAAUGAUCAAUCUGUCAAUGCAAGAUAAUCUCGAUUCCAUUUACCAAGAGAUUGGGUCGUGAUAGACUCGAAUGAACGAACUACGAUCUGCUAUCUUGAAAUGGCUAGUGAGUAGGUGGAGGCUCAGUGGAUGAACAAAGCUCGAGAUACUACAUAUUAAGUGCUGCGACGCUGCGUGGAGACCAGCCGAACUAGCCGAGCUUCUGCGCAAUGUCGUUUGAAGGAUCAGGGUUCUAUGAGAUUGUGCGUUGCCUGUUCGUAAUGAAGUGUUGAUAGGGAAGAUGCUUGGAGAGAUGGGUCAUGAGAGAGGGGAGAUUGAGGCUAUGAGGUUCUUGAAGAGUCAUGAGAGUUGGCAUGACUCGGUUGAGUACUGAGACUUGAGUUGAAGUUGACACAGCAAAGCGUUCACGCAAGGACAAUAGGAAUAGGGUAGUUGGACACAUCACAGCCGGGAAAGUAAUGCAUGUACUUCUCACAGUUCAGUCUGGACCGCGUCAUGAUGACAUUAGACUACCUAUACAAUCUACCGCUCAACCAUGACUCGCACAUCACCAACAGCUGCUCUCGCCAUCUUCUUGAGCAACGUCCUCUCAUCCGCCUCCCGGUACCUCUCCCAUGAAUCCAGUCCCUCCUUCGCCUGAAUACUCAACGUCUCGUAGCCCUGACGAAUAACCUCUGUGACCCCCUGCGUCGUCAAAAGACUAGGCUUACGACGAUUCGCACCACCUUCUGAAAGCAUCUGGUUGUAAUGCGCACUAACGUUGAUAAGCGUAUCAAUGGAGUUGCUGUUACGGUUACCCAGGCGGUAGUUCUCUUUGAACUUGGUGAGAACUUCACCGGACUCGACGACUUUGUAGAACAGAUCAUCGUAGUCUGCUGGCGAAGGGAGGAAGGCUUCACCAGCGGAGAGGGAUAGGGCGAUGAGGUUAACAACGUGGUCGAGAAGGGUGUCGAUGUGUGGUAGAUCCUUCAGAUCAGCUGUGUAUGUAGCCAGGAAGCGAACGAUGGAGAGCAAAGACCGGAAGAACUCAGGCCAAUGAUACUCAA